CGCUCCAACCCGGGCGCGUGGCUCAUCCUCCGGCCCGCCGGCGACGGCGCGUGGGAGCCGUGGGGCCGCCUCGAGUGCUGGCGCGAGCGCGGCGGGGCGGGGUCGUCCGACAGCCUCGGCUACCGCUUCGACCUCCUCGUCCCCGGCGUGGACCACGCCGUCCCCAUCGCGGACUCCACCACCGCCGCGUCCAAGGGCGGCAAGUUCGCGCUCGACUUGACAGCCGCGCAGCCCCUGAGCCGGGGGAGCACCCCGGGGUGCAGCCCGCGUGGCAGCGGCGACUUCAGCCAGUGGCCUCUGGGGAACUACCGGGGCUUCGUCAUGUCAGCCUCGGUCGAAGGCGAGGGCCGGUGCAGCAAGCCCACGGUGGAGGUCGGGGUGGCGCACGUCGAGUGUGCGGAGGACGCGGCGGCCUUCGUGGCCCUCGCGGCGGCCGUGGACCUGAGCAUGGACGCGUGCAGGCUCUUCUCGCACAAGCUCAGGAAGGAGCUCUCUCACCUGCGGUCGGACGUCCUCCGGUGAGCGCCAGCGGCCGGCCGGCAAACAU
This is a messenger RNA of Aegilops tauschii subsp. strangulata, 547 nucleotides long. RefSeq lists its product as uncharacterized. The record is from RefSeq and is a predicted model, not a curated record. Lineage: Eukaryota; Viridiplantae; Streptophyta; Magnoliopsida; Poales; Poaceae.